UAAGAUUAAGGCAUUGGCUGCUAAAAAGCAAAGAGAAGCGUCGCAAGAAAACAGAAGCUCUGGAGUAACACCAAUUGGCGCUUCGACGAUGCAAGAAUCUAGGGGACCAAAGAUUAACGGGAUCGCAGUGGAUGGUGAAGCUUCGACAUCCCUUAAUGAUUACGUAGCGUCUCAAUCGGUGGUUGAUCCUAGUACCCCAGGCCAGAAGAAAAUGGAAUAAGAAACUCUCAUAGACAACUCAUCUCAGAACAAGAUUUGCAGAAUUUCUGCAGUAAAUGCAUAGAUAGUUUUACACCUGGACACUCUAAAUGCAUAGAUAGUUUUACAGCAUUCGAAG
This is a messenger RNA of Amoebophrya sp. A25, 337 nucleotides long. The record is from the annotation of a GenBank genome assembly. NCBI's taxonomy places the organism in Eukaryota, Dinophyceae, Syndiniales, Amoebophryaceae.